Messenger RNA from Micromonas pusilla CCMP1545, 2513 nucleotides. RefSeq names its product udp-n-acetylmuramate-alanine ligase. Gene Ontology annotation, molecular function: ATP binding; UDP-N-acetylmuramate-L-alanine ligase activity. NCBI's taxonomy places the organism in Eukaryota, Viridiplantae, Chlorophyta, Mamiellophyceae, Mamiellales, Mamiellaceae. The record is from RefSeq and is a predicted model, not a curated record. The coding region runs from base 62 to 1846 and encodes 594 amino acids. The transcript has 10 exons. Gene Ontology annotation, biological process: biosynthetic process.
UCAGAGCGUAGACUAACAAGAAUACAACCUGGGUGGUAUAGCCGCGAGUUAAAUAAGCAUGAUGGGUUGCAGGGCAACUCCAAUACAACGUAUGUACAAGCAGUCUCGUAAACCGCUGCCUAGAUGUAAGCACGACACCGCAUCAAAUAUGCCAACGAACUCGAAUGUUGCUCUCCAUUUCAUUGGUGUUGGGGGCUCAGGCAUGUCAGCUCUAGCCCUUGUCGCCCUCUCCCAGGGUUACCUUGUCUCUGGAUCAGAUUUGUUGAGGUCAGCGCAACUUGUGCAAGUCGAAGCAAAGGUUAUAAUAUAUGUACGAAACUGCGUUGGUUUUCGAUCUCAACGAAAUUUGCAGGGGGCUAUAUGCUUUGCUGGUCACUCCUCGACGAAUGUUGGGUCGAAAAAAAGUUCUUCAUCAGAGCCGUUGUAUGUUCCAGAAGAUGUUCAUCUUACAGUGUCAGUUCCUGACGCCAUCGUUGCUUCAAGUGCAGUGCCUCGAACGAACAUUGAAUACAGCUUUGCCCGUGAAGCAGGGAUCCCCGUUUACAAUCGUGCGCAGUGGCUCACCCGCACCAGCAAGAGGAAGAAUGUUGUUGCUGUUGCUGGUACUCAUGGUAAAACGACAACAGCUUCCAUGGUUGCCAUGGUUUUAUUGGAGAAUGAUCUGGAUAUAACUGCGUUAGUUGGUGGCAACGUUCGACAGUUUCCAGGUGGAGAAAACGCGAUCGGGGGAAGUGGCAAUUUAUUUUUGAUAGAGGCAGACGAGUACGACGGUGCAUUCCUUGGUCUCAGUCCACAGAUUGCAGUUAUCACUAAUGUCGAAUUUGACCACCCUGAUUUGUUUAAAUGCCUCCGAGAUGUUCGGGUCGCUUUUAAAAAAUUUACUCGUCGUAUUGAGACAGGGGGCAGUAUUGUGAUCUGUGGGGAUGACGCCAAUAGUAGUACUUUUAUGUCAAAAGCGUGUUCUUCAAAGUUGGAAGUUGUAACAUAUGGCUUUGCUCGGAAUAAUCUUUGGCGUGCAAUGAACGUUAAAAGCAACACUGGAGGAGGAACUACCUUCACAGUUUCCCGUGCUGAUGUAAAGAAGCAGGACGUGUCAAUUUCUCUUCCAGGCCGUCAUAAUGUUUUGAAUGCUCUAGCAGCUAUUGCGACGGCAUCUUGCAUUAGGGAUGCUUGCGACGCAUCUUGUGCAGCACCCUCACCCUCACAACGAGGCUGUCAUCGAAUGAAAAACUUGCUGUGUUUCGACCCAGUUAUGUUUACAGCACUUAAUAACUACAGGGGUAUUGCACGGCGAAUGCAAUUUGUUGGAUUUUUUGGAUCGUGCGCCUUGUACGAUGACUAUGCGCAUCACCCUACCGCGAUAAAGGCUGCGAUAGGAGCUAUGCGCGAGCAAUACCCAGAGGCGCGUGUGACUGUCCUGUUCGAGCCGCAUACUUUUUCUAGAACUUUCGUGAUGUUGAGGAGUUUUGUUGCCGCGCUUUCUGAAGUUGACCGUGUAAUGGUGACCUCUGUGUAUGACGCUCGUACGGAACUGAGUGCACUGUCUUCGAAUGCAAUCAGUGGACAGGACAUAUCUCGGUGCAUUGGCAGCAACUCUCUUUAUUUUGACUCGUUUCAAGAUGUUGUGAGGCAGCUGCUGAUUGAAUCCAGCAUCCUGGACUCCGGCAAAUAUUGUGAAGGUGACAUUGGCAAUGAGAUUUAUGAAGAAGAGGCUGAAAAUUUGCCUGAUGUGCUGACUGACAAUGUGCACUCGGUCACUUUAAUCCUUGGAGCAGGAAGUUCUGUUGAAAUUUCUGCAGUGCUUCUUCGUGCCCUUCGCUUUGCUGAGCUAGGCACAAAAACUUAAAAACUGCUAGUGCUGGCCCUUCUGCUGGUUAGAAUCCUGGAAGUCACUCACAUUUUUCACUUUUCAUGCGCUGUCGAGCCAUUUUUGUUUCUUACGUCACCCUAUAUUUGCUUGCUCCCGAGAGUACAUUUAUUGGGAUUCUUUCUCCCGCAGAUUUAUCGACAUCUUGUUGAAACAGCCAACAGCCGCUGUGUCUUGCGACUACAAAUAAAUUCUUAGAGCUCAAGCGACACAACUACCGCAGACGACGAGCUUCGCGCUCAGAUUCCAUUAAAGUGAGAAUAUCACCUGAGAGCAUAAGAAGUUAGUUUUCCCGGGAACGGCAAAACGCCAGUCAGAGAAAUGCCAGAACAUAUGAAGUUUAUGUCACUCACCUUCCCUGACUGGACCUUUCACGUUUCGCAUUAUUUGGCGAUUUUGAUCAUCCAAGAACUUCACGCGGACCUGGGUUACCUGUUAUUGAAAGAAAAAAAAACAUCAACGCGGGUUGCAAAUGGUCGACGAAUGAAUGAAUGCAUGCGAGGGAUCGAAAAGUGGAGCGUUGUGUCCAUUACUUACCUGGCCACGAGAGCCUGUCCGUCCAAUUACCUUCAUCACGAUGGCCCUGCAGAGGUCUCAAAAUAUUUUAGAAGAGUUUUUCAUAAAACCCUAAAACCGGAAUUAAGUU